Molecule: messenger RNA, 1533 nt
Organism: Vanrija pseudolonga
Lineage: Eukaryota; Fungi; Basidiomycota; Tremellomycetes; Trichosporonales; Trichosporonaceae
Product: SET domain-containing protein 5
Exons: 3
Coding region: 1-1533 (510 amino acids)
Molecular function (GO): protein binding
Source: RefSeq, a predicted model, not a curated record
AUGCCCGAUAACACGCCCGCCGUGACCCCGUACAACUCCGCCAACCCGCACGACCGCUUCGGCGACGACCUGCUCCUUCAAAUCGUCGGCAACCAGGACCCGCGCGACCUGAUCGCCGCGUCCCAAGUCUCCAAGGCAUGGCGUCACCUCCUCGUUGACGCCAAGUCAGGCACUGCGUGGCGCAAGUCAUGUCAGGAGGCCAAUGCCGACGAGGGCGACCACUGCGCUGCCGUUCAGUCCAGUUUCGGUCCCGACGCCCCCGACCACUUCCAGUUCUGGCGCAGGCUAGCAUUCCAGGACGCCCGCCUUGCUCGUGCGUGGGAAACGGGCCCAACUGGCAAGGCUAUCUACCACAACAUCAUGUCCGCCAUCGAAGACGACUCCACGUCCGGUGUCUUGCUGGCAUAUGACGACAUGGACGAAAGCUUUGCGGGGUUGGUUGAUCGGACCACGCUUGCUCCCAUCAUCCCCUACAUGCUUCCUUACGACACCGAGGCUGCCAAUGGGUUCUUGAUCAGCACUGAAGACCUGGGGCCGGUAUUCACUGGCGACGCCAUGGAGCACGAGUUCACGAUAUCAAAAAUUUGUUACAGCCAAGUCAUGACGGACAUCAAGUACAAGGUCGUCGAGAUCCCUGGCAAGGGCCUGGGCGUCGUGGCCACAGCCGACAUCGCCAUCGGUACCCGCAUCAUCGCCGAGGACCCCAUUCCUGAUCUUGAGAGCCUCCGGACAGAGACCGAGACUGAUGCUAGCCUUAUGCGUAGCGUCAAAUCCCUUUCGCCAGAGAACCAGCGUCUUUUUCUGGGUCUCUCCAACUGUCACACCGAUGCGGCGAACAAGUUUUCGGGAAUUUUCAAGACCAACGCUUUCCAGUGCGGACUUGGCUCGCCGAAUGCUGGCAUCUACCCAAUCAUCUGUCACGUCAAUCACUCGUGCCGCCCCAACGCCUUCGCCAGCUGGAACGAGGACCUCAAGAAGGAGACGCUUCACGCCUUCCGUGACAUUCCGAAGGGCGAGGAGAUCACCAUUGGCUAUCACCCGUCAAUCUUUAUGGCGCCCCACGCCCAGCGGCGUGAUGACCUCAAGAACAAGUUCAAUUUUGACUGCUAUUGCGACGCCUGUUCCCUUUCCCCCGAGGAGCUCACGUCCAGCGAUGCGCGCUGCACCGCGAUUCGCGAGUUCGACGCGUUCAUGAACAGCCCUAUGAACAUCAUUCGCAGCAAGCCGGCCGAUCUCAUCCGCCGCGCCGACAUCGUGCUCGCCGUGCUGCCAAAGGAGUUUGGCUCCGAGUACAGCCCUAUCGCGAUGCAGACGUACCAGGACAUUCUUCAAGCGCUCGCAGCCCACGGCAGCAAGUCCCAUAUGACCUCGUAUGGCAUGCACGCCCACAAGGCCGCGGGCAUUCUUCAAGGCUAUGACCACCCGAACACUAAGCGCAACAAGAAGACGGCCAUGGACCCCACGUCGCACCCCAACUUUGGAGCCUACGCCAGCCCCAUGGGACAGAUGAUGGCUGCGAUGGCAAGGCGAUGA